Molecule: messenger RNA, 2232 nt
Organism: Quercus lobata
Lineage: Eukaryota; Viridiplantae; Streptophyta; Magnoliopsida; Fagales; Fagaceae
Product: polypyrimidine tract-binding protein homolog 2-like
Exons: 10
Coding region: 295-1266 (323 amino acids)
Molecular function (GO): nucleic acid binding
Source: RefSeq, a predicted model, not a curated record
GAAACUUGCCAUGGGAGUGCACAGAGGAGGAACUGAUUGAACUUGGGAAGCCAUUUGGUAAAGUUGUGAACACAAAGUGCAAUGUUGGAGCAAACCGAAAUCAGGCUUUUAUUGAAUUUGCUGAUUUAAAUCAAGCUAUUGCUAUGAUAUCAUAUUAUGCCUCAUCCUCAGAGCCUGCUCAAGUGCGUGGAAAAACUGUCUACCUACAGUAUUCAAAUAGGCAAGAAAUAGUGAACAACAAAACUACUGCAGAUGUUGCUGGAAAUGUACUUUUGGUAACAAUAGAGGGUGCAGAUGCACGCCUUGUUAGCAUUGAUGUUUUACACCUGCAGGGCCAUAUCAAGGCAAUAUCUUCGAUGGCAGCUUAGUGCAUCGGGAGAAAGAGCGCAUGUUUUUUCUGCUUUUGGAUUUGUGCAUAAGAUUACUACCUUUGAGAAGACAGCUGGAUUCCAGGCGCUGGUACAAUUUUCAGAUACAGAGACUGCCUCUUCUGCAAAGAAUGCCCUAGAUGGAAGAAGCAUUCCUAGUUAUCUUCUCCCUGAGCAUUUGGGGCCAUGUACCCUUAGGAUCACGUAUUCUGCACACACAGAUUUGAGUGUGAAAUUCCAGAGCCACCGUAGCAGGGACUACACUAAUCCUUACCUUCCUGUUGCUCCAUCAGCCAUAGAUGGAAGUGGGCAGGUAAUUAUGGGUUUGGAUGGGAAAAAGCUAGAACCAGAGAGUAACGUUCUUCUUGCAUCUAUUGAGAAUAUGCAAUACGCUGUCACCUUGGACGUUUUACACAUGGUGUUUUCUGCUUUUGGGCCUGUACAAAAGAUUGCCAUGUUUGAUAAGAAUGGGGGUGUGCAGGCUUUGAUUCAGUACCCUGAUGUUCAAACUGCUGUUGUUGCUAAGGAAGCCCUGGAAGGACACUGCAUCUACGAUGGAGGGUUUUGCAAGCUUCACAUCUCAUAUUCACGCCAUACUGAUCUCAGCAUUAAGGUAAUCAAACUAUAUCCUUUGAAAAGAAGUUUGUCUUAUGUUGUCUAUUUACUUACAAUGAUUACUAGAAAGAGAAAGGUGGAUAGUGGAUACAACCAAUCUUUUAUGAUCUGGACCAUUUGGUUAAGCUCAAUUAUUGUUAAGGAGAAGGCAGGAAAACUUUAUUUGCUACACACAAAUGUUUUCACUGUGGCCCUCAAUAACUUUUUACUGCUAUUAUCUUUUUUGCCUUUUUUCCCCCCCAAGGGGGUACUUGGGUGGUGGGUUUAUAGGUAUGGGGAGUGACAUAAACCCAGAGGUCUUAGGUUCUAUCCACACACUAUCUGUCCAUGGGAUUUGUGGGGUGUCUCAUGGGAAGGGAACUAAAGGCAAGGAUGCCACUUCCUUACAUCAACCAACAAAAAAGGUCUCCUUUUUUAUAUAAUUUUACUUAUCCAAAAUAAAUAAAUAAAUAAAAAUCUUGUUCACCUUUUUUUAUUUUGUGCAAAACCAGCAUCUUUGUUUGUGGCUUCAUUGUUAAGAUGUGAUUUAGGGUUUUGGAUUUAUGAAACAUAUUUGAGUUCGAUAGAUAUUUCAUUGUUCAGUUUAUUUCAAUUCAUAGUCUUUGUUUUAUUGUUGGUUUUGUGGCAAUCUUGCAACUAGGCUUGGGCUUAGAUGAAAUCUUAGUCAUAGAUUUUGAAACUUUUUGCAAUUAGGGGAAAAAGUUGAAAUUAUUUGCAUUUUGAGAUUGGAUUAAUUACUGAAUUGUAGAUGGUAAUUUGAUUUUCAUUCUGCUUAUCUUCUUAAAGUCUUGCCUUAGAUAUGGUUCACUGUGAUAGAUAACGCCAAAGGCUGCUAUUGGUGAAAUAGAAAUGCAGUUCUAGGAAUCAGUCCUAUUAAACUUCCCAUUGUUUGCUUUUUUCUGGUAGGAACCUACAUUUGCUGCUUGAACACGAUUAAAACUGGUACUGAGAUUUUUUCCCCCUUAAAAAUCUGCAACCCUGGGCAUUCAGCUGUCAUUAUCCUUAUCUGUUGACAUUUCUCUUCUUUUUCUUUGGGGGUGGGGGGAAGGGGAGUGACUACUGAGUACCUUUUUAUUUUAUUUUUUGUUGAGAAUAGUAUCGCUGGAACGGUGAUGCUCAUGUUUCGGGCUUAGGGUGGUAAAUGGGGUGGGCCUUGGUGGGUUUGAGACUUUGAGGUAGGUCUAUAGUAUUUUGCUUUACAAAGCUGAGAGAUAGAGUACUAAAAAGAAGAAGAAGAAAAAAAAAUGUU